AUGUACGUCCGAAUCUUUCAAAGGGGAUUAGCAGUUGUUGCAAAACAUAGAAACUUUCGAAUGAAAGCUAUAGCAAAACUUUUGAGUGAUUCGAAUUAUGAUAUUGUUACUCUACAAGAAGUUUGGGUCGCCAAAGAUUUCACGCUUCUCAAAGAAGCAGUGAAGGAAACCCUUCCUUAUAGUGCUUAUUUUUACAGUGGUGCACUAGGUAGUGGUUUGGCUAUCUUGUCAAAGUUCCCAAUUAUUUCAACUUCUUAUCAUCGUUAUACAUUGAAUGGCAAACCACUCAAACUAUUGCAUGGUGAUUUCUACGUGGGGAAAGGUGUUGGCUCUAUUCUUGUCAAUCAUCCAGUAAUAGGGCUUCUAGAAGUGUUCACAACGCAUUUGCAUGGUGGCUAUGGACCCAAAGACAUAUAUAAAGCACAUAGAGCGACUGAAUGUUGGCAGCUUGCACAUCUGCUGAGAAGCUCUGCUGCUAUGGGAAGGCAUAUCAUUUUGUCGGGUGAUUUUAAUCUUAUACCAACUUCGUAUAAUUAUCGAUUAAUUAGCGACCAUGGGUUUAUGACAGACUCAUGGCUUCAGUUACAUGGUGAGCCUGAUCCUUGCAAAUUUCCACUAGAGUCUAUAACACCAGAUGUCUAUACACAGUAUUUUGGCUUUACUUGCAACUCACCAUUCAAUAACUUCUCGCGAUACUGGGAUGGUGGUAAAGACACAAAUGCGCGACAAUUUUUAGGAAAACGACUCGACUACAUCUUUUAUCGACAAACUACACAGUUCAAUUGCAUCGAAUCGAAGGUAGUCAUGACUGACUUCAUACCCAAUUCUCAAAUGAACUACUCUGAUCAUUUUGGUGUGGCAUCUGUGUUUGCAAUAUCACAUCCGGUACAAACAAAUGCAUCAUUAUCUCCCUCGUUAUCAACCAACCUAUGCCAUCCCAAUUAUACCCAACUCUCACCCACGCUUAUCGAUGAAGUAUUAGACGUAUUAAAAAAAGAUUUGCGACGAUCAAAAAAGGAAUCACAAGCCAUUCUCUAUCUAUUCUUUAUACUGAUUAUUGUGCAUAUUAUCUUUUACAUCUUACUGAUCGUGCUACCCUCCAUAUUAAGCCUUCGUUUCAACACAGCAGUGCCAACAAUUGUCGUUACUGUAAUAGAUGGUCUAUUGAUGACAGGAACAGGAUUUUUGAUACCAAUUUGCUUAAUUGUUGGAUUUGCGUUUGGACGAAUUGAACAGCGUUCACUUUUACAGUUCAUAAAUGAAGUUGAUGCAUUAAGGAGGAAUUUAUUAAUGCCUGAGAAUCAACAGCAACAACAAUUAGUAUGA
Molecule: messenger RNA, 1326 nt
Organism: Mycotypha africana
Lineage: Eukaryota; Fungi; Mucoromycota; Mucoromycetes; Mucorales; Mycotyphaceae
Product: Endonuclease/exonuclease/phosphatase
Exons: 3
Coding region: 1-1326 (441 amino acids)
Cellular component (GO): cytoplasm
Molecular function (GO): sphingomyelin phosphodiesterase activity
Source: RefSeq, a predicted model, not a curated record